GCGGCGGCGGGAGCGGCGGUGAUGGACGGGUCCGGGGAGCAGUCCAGAGGCGGGGGGCCCACCAGCUCUGAGCAGAUCAUGAAGACAGGGGCCCUUUUGCUUCAGGGUUUCAUCCAGGACCGGGCCGGCCGGAUGGGGGGGCAGACGCCCGAGCUGGCUGUGGAGCAGGGGCCCCAGGACGAGUCCACCAAGAAGCUGAGCGAGUGUCUCAAGCGCAUUGGUGACGAACUGGACAGUAACAUGGAGCUACAGAGGAUGAUCGCUGCCGUGGACACGGACUCCCCCCGCGAGGUCUUUUUCCGAGUGGCAGCUGACAUGUUUGCCGACGGCAACUUCAACUGGGGCCGAGUUGUGGCCCUUUUUUACUUUGCCAGCAAGCUGGUGCUCAAGGCCCUGUGCACCAAGGUGCCUGAGCUCAUCAGAACUAUUAUGGGCUGGACGCUGGACUUCCUCCGAGAGCGGCUGCUGGGCUGGAUCCAAGACCAGGGUGGUUGGGACGGCCUCCUCUCCUACUUUGGGACCCCCACGUGGCAAACACUGACCAUCUUGGGGGCCGGAGUGCUCACCGCCUCGCUCACCAUCUGGAAGAAGAUGGGUUGAGGCUGCCAGCUGCCUUUGGACUGUGCCAUUUCUGCAUAAAUUAUGACAUUUUUCUGGAAGGUUGGGGAUCCGGGGACACAGGCGUUUUUCUUACUUUUGUAA
Molecule: messenger RNA, 702 nt
Organism: Lepus europaeus (European hare)
Lineage: Eukaryota; Metazoa; Chordata; Mammalia; Lagomorpha; Leporidae
Gene: BAX
Product: BCL2 associated X, apoptosis regulator
Exons: 6
Coding region: 22-600 (192 amino acids)
Biological process (GO): mitochondrial fusion; positive regulation of apoptotic process; intrinsic apoptotic signaling pathway in response to DNA damage
Cellular component (GO): mitochondrial outer membrane
Molecular function (GO): protein homodimerization activity; protein heterodimerization activity; channel activity
Source: RefSeq, a predicted model, not a curated record